AAAUAUGUACCUGCAGUGUGUGAGUCUUCAGUUUCUCUAAGAGGCGGAAGCUGUCCCACUGAAGCAGGGCUCUGCCUCCCACCUCUGAAACUAGACUCAGGUUCAGUUAUUUGAUUAGUUGACCUGGAGCUUAUGUAAUUAGAAGACACACUAGUUUCCCUCAUUUAAAAGCCUGUUAGCAUAUGACAGUCUCCUUUCAAGGGACGGUGAUCCUCUCCACUGCUUCUUUCUGUCAUCUUUAAGUUCUUUCAGACUCCAGAUCAGCUGUGAUCUGAGGAUGAGCUAACCCAGCAAGUACCAUGAGACCCUCUAGAGUAAUCAGGAAGAAGACUUCCAAAAGCUGAUGUGAUGUCUCCUCCUGGAGACGAGGCACAAGGUGCAGGGAAGGGGCGGUGGCCGGAUCCAGGACGAGGAUGAUGCAAUGCUGAAGAGUGAGCUGGAGGAGAGAAGCAGCAGGCACCAUGGAAAAAACCAAAACAAAGCAAGGAGAGAAUGAACAUAUGCCGGUGAAUAACCCUUCCACGCAGAUUUAUCAGUUGCAGGCCCUGGCCUCGGAACUAAAAACUGGCUUCACGGAAGCAAUGCAGGAACUGACACGCAUCCAACAUGGAGAAUACGCUUUGGAGGAGAAGGUCAAGAGCUGUAGAUGCUCCAUGGAAGAGAAAGUAACCGAGAUGAAGAAUUCAUUAAACUACUUCAAGGAAGAACUGAGCAAUGCAAUGUCCAUGAUUCAGGCCAUCACUUCCAAACAAGAAGAAAUGCAACAGAAAAUCGAACAGCUUCAACAGGAGAAGCGAAGAGAAUCUCGAAAGGUUAAAGCCAAGAAGGCCCAAAAGGAAGAGCAUGGCACACAGGCUGGACCUGCGUCUGCGCCUGCGCAAGCGCAAGGGAGCCCCUUCCGCUCCAUCAAUGUCCCCGAGUCUGGUCUCCCCAGUGAAGACUUCACCAACAUUUUGCCUUCUCAGACCUAUGAAAAAGCCCAAGAGUCCAGAUCUGUUCACGUAGGAGAUGGCAACGUGAAGGGAGUGACCAGUCCUGGAGUGAACCCAACAAAUCCAGAAGCAGAUGAAAACCUUAAUAAGCCUUCUCUCUCAGCUGAGAUCCAGUCCAAGGGCCAUCACACACCUGGCCUGUGGAGACAGCCUAAGGAUGGCAAAGAAUGGGGAGAAGAAUGCGUCACGAAAGAUCACCCCGAUAAGCUCAGGGAGGCCGGCCAGGGUAGACACAGCUCUUUGGAAAAUGUUUUAUGUGAAACCUCUUUAGCUGCAAAAAGGCAGACAGUGGCUCUGGAGCUGCUUGAAUCUGAGCGGAAGUACGUCAUUAACAUCUCUCUGAUACUGAAGAUAAAGGCAACAUUCCAGGGCUCAGAUGGAAAGAGGAAUUCCAAGGAGAGAAGCCUCUUCCCUGGCUCUUUGCGCUACCUUGUCCAGCAGCACUUGGAUUUGCUUCACGCCCUGCAGGAAAGGGUCCUGAAAUGGCCACGCCAAGGAGUCCUCGGAGAUUUAUUCCUGAAGUUGACAAAUGAUGAGAACAAUUUCUUGGAUUAUUAUGUUGCCUACCUGAGGGACUUGCCCGAAUGCAUCUCAUUGGUUCAUGUUGUGGUUCUGAAGGAGGGUGAUGAGGAGAUUAAAUCCGACAUCUAUACCCUGUUUUUUCACAUAGUACAGCGCAUCCCUGAGUAUCUGAUACAUCUCCAGAAUGUUCUGAAGUUCACCGAGCAGGAACACCCCGACUAUUAUCUAUUGCUCGUGUGCGUUCAGCGCCUCCGGGUGUUUAUCUCCCAUUAUACCCUGCUGUUUCAGUGCAAUGAAGAAUUGCUCAUUCAGAAGCGGAAAAAGCUCAAAAAGUCAUCUAUGGCAAAGCUGUACAAAGGGCUGGCUUCCCAGUGUGCCAAUGCUGGCCAAGAUGCUUCCCCCACUGCAGGCCCAGAGGCUGUCCGUGACAGUGGGAUCCACUCAGAAGAAAUGCUCCAAACGUACCCUUCUGCUCCCAGUUCUGCCCCUGCUGUCACACAUUUGAUGCCCGCGCCGAAGAAAGGCCAACAGCAGCAGAGCCUCAUGGAGAGCAUGCAGCCCGGGAAGCCGGGCGACUGGGAGAUGGAGGGAAGAAAGCACGAGCGGCCCGAGAGCCUGCUGGCCCCGGCGCAGUUCUGCACUGCCGAGCAGGACGUGAAGGCGCUCGCCGGGCCGUUGCAGGCCAUCCCGGAGAUGGACUUCGAGCCGUCCCCGGCCGAGCCGCUGGGCAACGUGGAGCGCUCGCUGCGCGGUCCGCCCGAGCUCCUGCCCGACGCGCGCGGCUUCGUGCCCGCCGGCUACGAGGAGUUCGAGUACGGAGGCGAGAUCUUCGCGCUGCCCGCGCCCUACGACGAGGAGCCCUUCCAGGCGCCGGUGCUGUUCGACAACUGCUCGCCCGCCUCCUCCGAGUCUAGUCUGGACAUCUGCUUCCUGAGGCCCGUCAGCUUCGCCAUGGAGGCCGAGCGGCCCGAGCACGCGCUGCAGCCGCUGCCCAAGAGCGCCACGUCGCCGGCGAGCAGCAGCAGCGCCUACAGGCUGGAGGCGGCGCAGGCGCAGGCGCACGGCAAGGCCAAGCCGCUGAGCCGCUCGCUCAAGGAGUUCCCGCGCACGCCGCCCGCCGAGGGCGCGGCCCCGCGCCUCUACAGCACGCGCAGCAGCAGCGGCGGCCGCGCGCCGCUCAAGGUCGAGCGCGCCGCCGCCCCGCACGGCCCCGCCGCCGCCGCCGCCGCCUCCCGCGGGGCGCCGCGGACCUUCUUCCCCCAACAGAGGUCCCAAAGCGAAAAACAGACAUAUUUGGAAGUAAGGAGGGAGAUGCACUUAGAGGAUGCCACCCGAUUCUGUCCAAAGGAAGAAAGAGAGAGUGAACAGACUUCUUUCAGCGACCAAAAUCCCAGGCAAGACCAGAAAGGGGGCUUUCGCAGCUCCUUCCGCAAGCUCUUUAAAAAGAAUUACAGAGAUCCUCAGUUAAAGACUAAUGUCUCAUCCAGAAGAAAAGAUUUAAAAACAGAAGGCUGUACGAGAUUUUAGAACUGAGAUAUUUAUCGGUUCCAUCACAACCCUCCCUUCCAAGAACCUUCUUCCUGUUCUGCAAAUCUAUUUGUAAGGUGAGGCUUCUCAAAAUAGCACGCGUUCAGGAAGCAACAGCAGCAGCCACAGUUGGGACGCUCGGCUGUCCCUGCUGGACAGAGCUGUGCACCUAGAUGAGGCCUUUGAGCAUCUCGGGGCUGUGUUCCGCAUUCAGAGUGUGGACCCACUUCUCAAAACACAGGUUUAUUUCAGGCUGAUGAUCUAAUGUCCAUAUUCAGAACCACUUCUUAUCAAUGCCACCCACCAUCAGGCUAAAAGCUGUGGUUUCAGACAGAAGAGAUCAAGUGCUAAGUGAAUUAAAGUAUGUUUUAAGGAAAGUAUGCCUUUUUUUUUAAAGUGGGGUAUUCAUCAUCUUAGGCCAAAUCUAUGUUAGCCGUGUCUUUACUUCAGUAACCGAUAGUGACACUGGGAAAGUCCUGCUGUGCCCCAUCCCUACCACAUCAGUCCCUGAUGCCCAUUAUGUGACAGCCCCAAGGGAGUGUCCACUGCAUCUGUGUCACACAGUUCUGGGAGCUGAGUAGGUCAGGAGAACUACAGAAGAGAAACUGUGAUUCCUGCUCCGGUGCUCUUUUCUUCUAAGCCAGACACCUCCCCAGUUAAAAGGAUUCCCAUAAGCCUUACCUAGCUGUGAAAUCUAAAACUACAGACUUUACCAAUUAUGGUGUCACCAUAGAAGUUCACAUAAACGAUCAAAUCAGGAUGCAGUUUAACUGCUAAGCUGGCAGAGGCACCAGAAGUCACUGGAAAUGAGCAAUCUAGUCAGGAGUAGCAGUUGUCCUUCCUAUGACACUGUUCAGAGAGGGGCGUAAAUACCCGCAGUAACCACCACUGCAGUGUGCUCUAACGUGACGUGACUGAAGCUUAGUUUGUUCUUAUCCUGGCUGGAAGCUGAAAGUAGCCUUGCCAAAGAGGGAGGGUGGGGUGUAUGUGGAAGAACUAAGAUACUCCAGGAAAACUGGCAAAAGCUUGAGUACUAAAAAACAAAACAAAAACCCUGAAAGCUACUAUAGUCCCAUGCUGAUUUUAAUACAUACACAAAAUUUCUAAUCUAAAGCAAUGAAAAAUUCCUAAUAAACAACAAACUUGUUUUGAGAGGAUUUACCUGUAUUUUGAAAUUUUAUACAGAAAAGCUAUAUAUACAUAUUCCAGAAGCUAUUUUUGUUUCUGUUGCAUUGAUUUCUGCAUCUCAAUGAUUCAAACAUGUGCUAUGCCAUAUCAAUCACAGGAGACCUUUAUGACAAUGCAAAGGAUUAAAUUAAUUUGAUAUAAAAACCCUCAGCAAUAAGGGCAGAUUAUAAAACUUUGUAAGAAAAUAAAGCAACUCCUUCCAUUUAACAGGAAAUGAAUUAAUACACUGCUGUUUGCUUGUGGCAGUUACAUACCUACUCAUUCUGCAAAAAUGUCUUAGAAACAGGAGACAAAACAAAAACAAGAACAUCAGGCAGAAUUUGGCUUUAUGGUACAAGCACAACAAAUACUCACUAAAAGAAAUGUAGCCCAAUUUGAUAUUGUCUUCCAGUGUGUAAGCAAAGAUUACUCUAGAAAUGUGUUACUCAGCCAGCCCUCUACCAGAGGGAACAUUCUUCUUACCUUUUUCCUGCCAUGUACAUAGCUUUCUCCUCUCUAUACCUUCUUUUUAUAAAUACCUACUGAGUCCAGUCUCAAGUUCUUGGCAUAGGUCCACGUUUCUUCAACUAUAAGCUGUAGUCAUUUUUAUGUUUUUGUUCUGUUUUCUGAGAUGGGGUCUCAUGGAUCUCAGAGUGACCCAGAACUUACUAUGUACUAAGGAUGACUUUGAACAUCUAACCCUCCUGCCUUUCCCCCUCCUGAGUGUUACAGGCAGAGAUGACAGGCAUGUGCCAACAUCAGUCUAUGAGGUGCAUGCUGGCGAUUGAACCACAGCCUCAUGCAUGCUGGGCAAGCAUCAUGAGAUACAUCCCCAAGCCAUGGUUACUACUUUUUUUUUUUUUUUUUUUGCUGACCUCCUAGCUGACCCCAUCCUGGACAAUUCUUUGUUAUUUGGUGUACAAUUUUUUCAAAAUCAUCUGAACUUCAACUAUAUCUGUAUCUAGUAUUCAGAAUAUAGCAUAUUAGAUCUUAGGUCAUCAACCCUCCUUCUGCCUCUAACACUUGACAUUUAGUAUGGCAAGUUCAUAAGACAUGAAAUAUUUAGUAUAUUACACUUAUAUUUAUGAAGAACACCCUUCCCCCAUCUACCAUAGUGGAACACUGUUAAUCAGGAUGUCUGCUCAUGUGAUAAUACUCCCUUUUAAUACAGCCAUUUAAAACCUCAAGAAACAAUAAGCUCCUCAGCAAGGACUUAUAAACAAUCACUUUUGAAUUCCUUAAGAAAAGGAAACAGACGCUAUGCUGACGCACAAACACUUAAAAAAAUCAGGGUUUAAAAAUAGAAGAGCACUGCCCUAUAGAUCAAAAAUUGUUCGGAGACUUUAAAAGUUAACCGCCUAAACUGAACUUAUGCAAGACACAGACUCAAAUCUAAUGCAGAGUUCUGAACAUUUGGUAUGUGAGUGCAAAGACAGCUGUAAGCACAUCAAAGGAAAAGAUCUUAUGUUUCCUCAAUUUCAUCUUCUACAAAGGGAAACAGUUUUCCACACUUCAGUGUGUUCUGGGUUAUUACCCUGGCUUCAGUGUCAUCCCGUUUUCUACCAUACGUGGCCAGACUAAUAAGACUGCCAUCAACCAUCUUUGUACCGGUGUUGCUUGAUCUGAUAAUUAGUUGCAUUGUAUUGUCUACGGCAACUCUAUGGAAUGAACUUCCUGCUCUCCCUUCCCUUGUGACACUGCUUUGUGAUUACUCUGCCUCUCUGUAUCCCUGCCAAAUGUAAAAUAACCCACCCAACUGAGUAGGUUUCCUUCCAGAAUUCAGGGUGAAGUCCCCCAAAUCUGCUAUGUCCAGAAACACUGGGAAUGAAACAAAAGCUAAAAUUAGACUCUGCAUCAGACUGUCAUCAUUCAUGUAUGCUACCCAUAUUUUAACUCACCUAAGACAUAAAAGUCUUUUUCCACAAAGCUGUCCGUUUACAGAACAAGCUAUUCCGACAGCCCAAUGACUGAGCUUUGCCAGGAAAAAAACCUGGUAGCAACACCUGUAACCAACCCCAGCACAGGGGUGGGGGUGGGA
Messenger RNA from Mesocricetus auratus (golden hamster), 6246 nucleotides. RefSeq names its product Rho guanine nucleotide exchange factor 33 (gene Arhgef33). Lineage: Eukaryota; Metazoa; Chordata; Mammalia; Rodentia; Cricetidae. Bases 462 to 3041 code for a protein of 859 amino acids. The transcript has 18 exons. Gene Ontology annotation, molecular function: guanyl-nucleotide exchange factor activity. The record is from RefSeq and is a predicted model, not a curated record.